Molecule: messenger RNA, 222 nt
Organism: Acaulospora colombiana
Lineage: Eukaryota; Fungi; Glomeromycota; Glomeromycetes; Diversisporales; Acaulosporaceae
Source: the annotation of a GenBank genome assembly
AUGAGUUUCUGGCGAUACAACAAAUCCGCUGUGAGCUCAGAGUCGAGAAGAAGAGGUGUAGCCAAGGAGACUCACUAUGUUCCACCAAGUGUCCCAGCAAAACGAGCAAAAGUUGUCAAGGAACCUAGCCAAGGCCCUUUCGGUGCACCCGUCUUAGAAAGCGCAUUGAAUCGACGUACGAGCGGUAGUUUGCCCUGCAUUCCUGUUCUAUCUCCUCCUUGA